AAAUGCUUUCUUAGAAUUUAAGAAGCGCCAAACCUCUAUGCAAGUGUUAAAUAACUAAAAAAUGUGCAUCUCAUCAUAUAUCCUAAUUCUCUCCCUUCUCUCUCUUUUUUCUCAAGGUUUUCUACUCUCAGUUUCAAAGUCUCUGCAAGAGGUCGAAGAUGAAGAUAUGUUGCUAGCUGCAUUAAACCUAGGAAAAACUCUACAAAAUGGAGACAAAAGUAUGAGUAGAGGAGCUAUACCUUUGCUGAAGCACUACAAGACUGAAGACAGCAGUGUUUUCAAUUAUAAGAAUGCUGGAAACAUGAAGUUUUUGGACAGAAGUUCCAGACAUGAUUUCUUCAAUCAUGUUAAGCCAAUCAACUUAGGCAGAAAGCAACUACCUUAUCCUGCACUGAAGGGAGCCAUGGCUUUUCCAGCUGACACUGAAAUUCAAAAUAUUGAGUCAAUACAGGAAAGAGAUACUACAGAUGAAGAAAAUUCAGCUAAAUUCCCUAUAGGAAGAAGAGAUUUUGACAUCCUCAGGUGUAUGCUGGGAAGAGUCUAUCGACCUUGUUGGCAAGUGUGAAAACCACUUAUCUCCACCACCUUCUCUGAAGAUUAAAC
Messenger RNA from Vidua macroura (Pin-tailed whydah), 603 nucleotides. RefSeq names its product pro-melanin concentrating hormone (gene PMCH). Bases 62 to 565 code for a protein of 167 amino acids. The record is from RefSeq and is a predicted model, not a curated record. Lineage: Eukaryota; Metazoa; Chordata; Aves; Passeriformes; Viduidae. Gene Ontology annotation, molecular function: melanin-concentrating hormone activity; type 1 melanin-concentrating hormone receptor binding. Gene Ontology annotation, biological process: behavior; chemical synaptic transmission. The transcript has 3 exons.